CGUAGAAGGUGGGUGCCUUUAGGCUGACGUUGACGAAGCUGCUUGGGAGCACCGUCUCGCGACCGUAGGAGGCACGGUCGCAGACACUGGCGUCGGCGGGCUCACACUUGGAGGAGGCUACGGUGUGCUUUCGGGACGACGCGGUCUGGUCACUGACAAUAUGGUGGGUGCUACCGUUGUGCUCUCAAACGGAGAUAUUGUGCACGCAAGCGAAACCGAUAACGAUGCACUGUUCUGGGGUCUGCUAGGAGCCGGCCAAAACUUUGGAGUCGUAACAGAAUUUGAGUUACGAGCGUACCCACAGAACGAGGUCUAUCAAGGUACGCUAGUCCUCCCACCUGCUCCAGGGGUGAUCAGUAAGAUUAUUGCGACCAUGAACGACCUUUAUCAUGUACCGACUCCGGGCCAGUACUCGAAGACGCAAGGAAGGCUCAGCUUGCUUCUUGGCCUUGCCCGGCCUCCAGAAGCACAGCACAAAACCAUGGUUCUUCUGAUUAUGGCCUACGAUGGCUCGGGUGAAGACUGCAAGCAGUUACUGCAACCUGUCCUUGAUCUUGGCCCGGUAGUCAACACUCUACAGAUGGGACCUUAUCCGGCGGUGAAUAAGCAGGUGCCCACAGUUUCAGGCUUCCGCAGUAGCAUGAAGGGUGCCGCCUUUGUGUUGCCUAUACGUUAUGAGUUCUUCAUGCAUAUGUUGCGAAAGUUCGACACGUUCAUGGACGCUGAGACUGAUGCUGCGGGAAGCUUGGUGGCCUGGGAGGUCUGCGAUCCCACGGCUGUAGUAACGAGCGAGAAGGGUUGCUUUGCGAAUCGUGGAUACCACUUGAACUCUCUAAUCAUGCCGUUAUGGUCAGAGACAGAGAGCGAUAUGACGUGUCGCCAGUUUGCACGUGACAUGAGCCUAGAAUUCAAGAAGGAGCUCGAACUGCACGGUCAACGGACUAGCGAGGGCAGCGAGGGAGGCGCAAGUGUCAAGGGCAGAAGGGGUGCUGUCUUGCUCUACGGCAAUUACGAUCAAUACAACGAGAUCUCACGCGACAUAUUCGGCGACAAUUAUCCCGCACUUCAGCAGCUCAAGGCGAAGUAUGACCCGACGAAUAUGUUCAACAAGCUAUUUCCUAUUACGCCUGAAGACGUGGUGAAGUUGUAACGCUGCAGUGGCUCAGGUCCGGAAUGUAGACUAUGCCUACAGUAGCAAAAAGCAAACAAUUGCUGAAGUUUGCGUACCACAACA
This is a messenger RNA of Baudoinia panamericana UAMH 10762, 1234 nucleotides long. RefSeq lists its product as uncharacterized. The record is from RefSeq and is a predicted model, not a curated record. The transcript has 4 exons. Gene Ontology annotation, molecular function: flavin adenine dinucleotide binding; oxidoreductase activity. Lineage: Eukaryota; Fungi; Ascomycota; Dothideomycetes; Mycosphaerellales; Teratosphaeriaceae. Bases 161 to 1150 code for a protein of 329 amino acids.